This is a messenger RNA of Gracilinanus agilis (Agile Gracile Mouse Opossum), 879 nucleotides long. RefSeq names its product protein kinase C and casein kinase substrate in neurons protein 1-like. The record is from RefSeq and is a predicted model, not a curated record. Gene Ontology annotation, biological process: neuron projection morphogenesis; cytoskeleton organization; regulation of endocytosis. The transcript is spliced from 5 exons. NCBI's taxonomy places the organism in Eukaryota, Metazoa, Chordata, Mammalia, Didelphimorphia, Didelphidae. Gene Ontology annotation, molecular function: phospholipid binding. Gene Ontology annotation, cellular component: plasma membrane; endosome; cytoplasm. Bases 1 to 879 code for a protein of 292 amino acids.
AUGUCUGGCUCCUAUGAUGAAGCCACACCUUCAAUGGAGGAGAUCACCGACAGCUUCUGGGAGGUGGGAAACUACAAGCGAACCGUAAAGAGGAUCGAUGAUGGCCAUCGGCUCUGCAACGACCUCAUGAGCUGCCUUCAUGAGCGAGCGAAGAUCGAGAAGGCCUAUGCCCAGCAGCUCACAGAUUGGGCCAAACGCUGGCGCCAGCUCCUGGAGAAAGGUCCACAAUAUGGCAGCCUGGAACGUGCAUGGGGUGCCAUCAUGACGGAGGCUGACAAGGUGAGCGAGCUGCAUCAAGAUAUGAAGAACAACCUGGUCAAUGAUGACCUGGAGAAGGUGAAGAAUUGGCAGAAGGACGCCUACCACAAGCAGAUCAUGGGUGGCUUCAAGGAGACCAAGGAAGCUGAGGAUGGUUUCCGGAAAGCGCAGAAACCCUGGGCCAAGAAGAUGAAGGAGCUGGAGGCAGCGAAGAAGGCCUACCACUUGGCCUGCAAAGAGGAGAAGCUGGCGGUGACCCGGGAGGCCAACAGCAAGGCGGAGCAGUCAGUCACCCCGGAACAGCAAAAGAAACUUCAGGACAAAGUAGACAAGUGCAAGCAGGACCUCCAGCGUGGCCAGGAGGGACACAGGCAGAUGCUCCAGCUGCCUCACGCUGGCUCCCGGCUCCCUGGAGCUGAUGGUGCAAUUUGUUCAAUUUUCAAUGUGAGCAUCUACACUUUGGAAAACAACAAAAAUACAAAUCAGGGCCUGGUAUUUCUUAAGGCCAGACUUAGCAAAGUGAAGGAGAAGGUGCUAAUAACGCAGAUUAAACUUAAAACGGUGACAAAUUUUGGGGUUUUUUGGGGGGGUGGGGAGAGCUGGCUGUUAAACAUUGACUGA